Messenger RNA from Triticum aestivum (bread wheat), 1623 nucleotides. Its product is annotated as putative receptor-like protein kinase At4g00960. Gene Ontology annotation, biological process: protein phosphorylation. The record is from RefSeq and is a predicted model, not a curated record. The transcript has 10 exons. Gene Ontology annotation, molecular function: ATP binding; protein kinase activity. The coding region runs from base 361 to 1623 and encodes 420 amino acids. Lineage: Eukaryota; Viridiplantae; Streptophyta; Magnoliopsida; Poales; Poaceae.
AUUAAUACAAGAAUAAACGAAGAGACAAGUGGCUAAAAUUCUCAGACCGCAGAAUGAAGCAAGUGGUCAUACAGCGGAUCAAUCAUAUCCCUCGGGGCACUCCUGACCUUGGCAUCCAGGUCCUCACUAACCAGGCUUCGCUUCACUGCCGUCAACCACUGCCGUCAGCCACACAACGAGUUUUGUCAAGUUUUCUGCAUCUGCUCGCCAAAUCGUGGUUUAAGCCCGGGUGUUUUAUCCAUUUGCACCGAAGGAAUAUCGGGCCUUUCCGAAUCAGCAAACAUCCGCCGACUUGGUUCUUCGCACCAGUUGACUUCAUCCGGCGACGAUUCUGAAGGAUAUUGUGGCAUAUAAUUCCAAAUGGAUCGUCAUUCAACUCCUACACGAAGCGACCUGGAGUGCAUGCUACGUGAUGAAAAGGCAGAACCGAAGGCCCUGCCAUUAUCACUCCUGGAAGAUAUCACUAAUGGAUUUUCUGAGGAGCGGGAAAUUGGCAGUGGUGGAUUUGCAGUGGUCUAUAAGGGAAUGCUUGAGAAUGGGGCGGCCGUUGCGGUGAAGAGGAUAUCCAUACCAUUUAUGUUUGAGAAAGAAUUCCACCGAGAGGUUGAAUGUCUGAUAAAGGCAAGUCACCAAAAUGUGAUACGAUUUAUUGGAUAUUGUGCUGACUCACAAGGGAAAGCUGAAAGCUAUGAUGGAAAAUUUGUGAUGGCAGAUGUACAACAAAGAUUACUCUGCUUUGAAUAUCUACCCCACGGAACUCUCGAUAAGUAUAUCACUGAUGUAUCUUGUGGACUUGACUGGAGAAAACGUUACAGGAUAAUCAAUGGGAUUUGCAAGGGAUUACACUACCUCCAUGAAAAUCGAAUUCUUCACCUGGAUCUUAAACCUCCAAACAUUUUGUUGGAUCAUAAUAUGCUACCAAAAAUUGCUGAUUUUGGUUUAUCAAGACGCUUUGAUGAAAAGCAAAGCCGGGCUAUUACUGCGAAUAUGUGUGGAACAUUUGGAUAUUUGGCACCAGAAUUCGUUAAUGGUGUAAUCACGUACCGGUUUGAUCUGUACAGUCUUGGUGUGAUAAUUAUAGAGAUACUCACCGGAAAGAAGGGGUACCACGAUGUUGAUGAUGUAGUUCAAAAAUGGAGUGACAGGUUGGAGAAAUCACAGAGCAGCAUACAGUUGGAACAAGUGCGAAUAUGUGCCGAGAUAGGAAUUGAAUGCACCAACUCCAACCCGAUGAAGAGACCUACUACACAACAUAUAAUCAAUAGACUCGCUGAAACAGAAAGUACGGGGGGUUGUACCAAAACUGGCAUGAUUACAUCAGAACAGGUACAAGUAUGUGCUGAGAUAGGAAUAGAAUGCUCUGGCUGCAACCCGAUGAAGAGAUCUAGUACACAGCAUAUAAUCAAUGGACUGAAUGAAACUGAUAGUAUGGGGGUUUAUACUGAAAUUGGCAUGAGUACAUCACCACAGGCACAAAAUGCUCCGAGUGAACUGAAUCAUGAUACGUCUAAGGCGCAAAGCGAGACAAGCUCUGAGAAUUUCUUAUAUUCAUGGUCAUCAAAUUCAUUCUGGGAUCAAAGGCAGCCAGCGGCUGACCGGCUGGCGUUGGGAAACAUUGUCUGA